Akanthomyces muscarius is the source of this 912-nucleotide messenger RNA. RefSeq lists its product as uncharacterized. Bases 1 to 912 code for a protein of 303 amino acids. NCBI's taxonomy places the organism in Eukaryota, Fungi, Ascomycota, Sordariomycetes, Hypocreales, Cordycipitaceae. The record is from RefSeq and is a predicted model, not a curated record. The transcript has a single exon.
AUGUCUGAAUAUUGGCUCGGCCACAGCCCCGUCUCUCAGCCCGGCGACGACGCCCUCGCCGCCAUCGCAGCCUUGCCGUCCGACAUCCCCGCGCUGCACCACGCCGCCAACCAGCUCGUGCUGCACUACCGCGCGCAGGCCGCGUACGUCCUCCCCGAGCGCCAGUCCGAGAUUCACACGCGCUACGCCGCCGUCAUGUUCACGCGGCUCUUCACCCGCGGACCUGGCGCCACGCUCUCCGCGGACCGGGAGCGGCUGGACCAGACCGUCGGCUGCUGCCGCGACUCGGCGCUGCUCCUCGUCUCGCUCGCACGCAGCAAGGGCUACGCGGCGCGCAUCCGCUCCGGGUUCGCGUCGUACUUUGCGCCGGGCUACAUGCUGGACCACGUCGUCGCCGAGAUCUGGGAGCCGGACGCGCAGCGCUGGCGGCUCGUCGACGCCGACGUCCCCAGGGCGGCGGGGGUCGACGUGCUGGAUCUGCGGCCGGGCAUCGACUUCCAGACGGCGCCGCAGGCCUGGCGGCAGGUGCGCGCGGGGGGAGGCGCCGUGGCGACGAGCCGCUACACGGGUUUCGUGGACGCGCCGCCGGAUCUGCGCGGGGAGCCGUUCAUCGCGCACAAUGUCCUUCACGACCUGGCGGCGCUGGACAAGACGGAGCUGCUGCUGUGGGAGGAGUGGGGCGUGCUGCUCGACUACGCCUACACGGAGUCGAUGCCCGAGGCGGAAAAGGACAGGCUGGACGAGGUGUCGGCGGUGACGGAGCACCAGGGCGUCAGGAUUGAGGAUGUGAAGAGGUUCAUGGAGAGGGAAGAGCUGGCGGUCCCGAAGACUGUCAUGCUGUAUGAUCCGUACGCGCCAGAUUCGCCGCCCAAGCCGGUUGAUGUCAGCCGUGCACUCAAGGCGACGGUCUAA